Messenger RNA from Oreochromis niloticus (Nile tilapia), 2740 nucleotides. RefSeq names its product citrate lyase beta like (gene clybl). Gene Ontology annotation, molecular function: (S)-citramalyl-CoA lyase activity. Gene Ontology annotation, biological process: regulation of cobalamin catabolic process. The record is from RefSeq and is a predicted model, not a curated record. Bases 52 to 1083 code for a protein of 343 amino acids. The transcript has 8 exons. NCBI's taxonomy places the organism in Eukaryota, Metazoa, Chordata, Actinopteri, Cichliformes, Cichlidae.
CGCUGCUUGUGAAGCCAAUCGCCGCUUGCUCUUUUCGCGUCAUCGGAAAACAUGGCGGCGCACAUUACUAGAGCUGUGAAACAACUUGUCCCACAAAAGGGCGGGUGGCUCCGGGCCGCAGUCUGGCAGUUGUAUGCUGAAGCAUGGCGUCAUCACUAUCACUCUGCAGGCUCCUCUCUGCACUACAUACCCCGCAGGGCAGUUCUCUACUGCCCUGGCAAUGAUGAGCGAAAAUUGAAGAAACUAGCCUCGCUGGAUGUCGACUGUGCUGUGCUGGACUGUGAAGAUGGAGUAGCCCUCAGCAAAAAGACAGAAGCCAGAGAAACUAUUCCGAGGAUGUUAGCGGAAUUGGACCUGGGCCGUACAGAAAAGUGUGUGAGAGUUAACUCGGUGUCUAGUGGCUUGGCUGAGGCUGACCUGGAGGUAAUUUUGAAGGCCAAGGUUCUCCCUCGUGCCAUCAUGUUGCCCAAAGUGGAGGACACACAGGAGGUACAAUGGUUUGUUGACAGGUUUCAGCACCACUUGAAAGGAUGGGCACUGACAGAACCCAUUCGCCUCGUCACCUUUGUGGAAACCGCUGUGGGCCUGCUCAAUUUUAAGGCGGUGUGUGAGGAAAUUCACUCGCUUGGUCCUAAGGUUGGUCUGCACCAUGAUGGCGUGGUGUUUGGUUCUGAUGACUUCUGUGCAAGCAUAGGUGCCACACGGACCAAGGAUGCCAGAGAGCUCCUUUAUGCAAGGCAGAAGGUGGUUGUGACUGCCAAAGCCUUUGGGCUACAGGCUAUUGACCUGGUCUACAUCGACUACAAAGAUGUGGAGGGGCUGAGGCAGCAGGCCAGAGAAGGAGCUCUCAUGGGCUUCACAGGUAAGCAGGUUAUCCACCCAGGGCAGGUCCAAGCUGUGCAAGAAGAGUUCUCCCCCAGCCAGGAGAGGGUCCAGUGGGCCAAAGAGCUCAUUGCUGCUUUUGACCAACAUCAGAAGGAGGGAAAGGGUGCGUUCACCUUCCGCGGCAGCAUGAUAGACAUGCCCUCGCUGAAGCAAGCUCAGAACAUAAUAACACUCUCUGCCGCGGUGCCACAGAAAUAACACAACUGGUGAGAAGAAAUGGCAGGAACCACACGACUAAUCUGGGACGUGGAGGUCAAAGGAAACUGGAAAGGCUGCAGGUCUUGUGGCUAAAGUGACAUUUCAAAAACUUUUCAGCCAUCAUCUCAUUGCUUCACAAAAAUGCAGUGUGGAAACUGUGGAUUUCAUUUGUGCUUUUUGUUGUCAUUAAGUUGAUUUAUGUAGCUUUUUUUUUCCUUUAAAAAAAAAAAGUUGUUAAUUUUGCUGCUGAGGUCCAAUUCACAUCGUUUUCAGCAAUACCAACUCUGCAACUACCAUGUGUCGACAAUAUUUGCCUCUUAAAACUCACUUACAAGGACUAUUGCCCUUGCAGCUUUCUUGGCAUACUCUGCAGUGUGUGUGUGUGUGUGUGUGUCUGUGUGUGUGCCCAUGCCUCCCCUUUCUCCUAGGUCAUGAUAAAUGCUCUCCCAUCUCCACGGUCCAGGCAGCUGGGCAAAAGGGUAAACAAACACAACAAGCCACUGUUGUGGAUCUAUUCAUUGGGCCCCAGACUUCAAGUCAGGCCUCAGCCCCCUGCGCAGGGCCUGACUCACAAACAUCAAAGUCCUGCUUGCUUUAAAAAAAAAGAAAAAGAAAAGAAAAACCCAGAUGGAAGCGAAUAAACUCACAAUUUAGCUUUUUUUUUGGUAUCAUUCUCCUUAGUAAUGGCAUGCAGCUCUCUCUGUGACAGCUGUGAGCCUGUGGUUGAUUGUGUGUUGAUGGAGAAGGCGUGUGGCGUUAGGCUCACCAUUAACUUGGACGAAAAAAGCCACCAAAAAAAAAAAAGUACACAAGCUGGUAGCAGUAUUCUUUAUAUGAAACAUUUACCUUGAGAUUAAGGUGACCCGAUAUUAAAUUGGCAUCUAAGGAACUUUAAUCUUAUAAACAGUGAAACAUAAAGAUGAACUCGUUAGCGAGCGAGGCAGAGAAGUUUGUCUCAUCACAAACAGAAGCAUAAAGGGGCUUUGUGAAGUGCUUGUCCGUGUCUGACUUGCACAGACAGUGAAGUGGGUGUGAUGUUAGAAUGAGACAGAUUAGUGGCCAUGUUGCUCCAGCAGACCAGGACUGAGGCUUUGUCUCUCUCUGACUGUGGAUAGGAGGAUAAUUGGGGGGGUGUUGAAUGGUUAAUAGUGCCAUUGGUGACCAUGGUAAUGAAAGGCGCCAUACCUCCUCUACCCCACCUCAUCCACUUUCUGUCUCUCUCUCUCUCUCCAUCUCUCUUUCUCUAUCUCUAUCUCUUACUGUAUGAUCUAUUGUGUCUGGGGCAGGGUUGGUGUCUGUGCCAGGCCAGGCCCAGACAAAAAGAUCGAAGCCACUCCUGGGUCCAGCCAAAGACCCUAACAGUAAGCUGUCUCUUUGGCAUUUGGCCACAUAAUUUUUCCCCCCACCCCUUCAGCUUGUGUGUGUGUGUGUGCAUGUGUGUGCGUGCAUGCGUGCGUGUGUGUGUUUAUUUGUUUGUUGUCAACCAAAUUAUACCCUGAGAUUGGUGGAAAACACUGCUGCUGUUUGACUUCCACUAAAUAAACCUCCCCAAAAUAUUACUUAGGUAGAGUUAUUUUGCGAGGCUUUGUAGGUCAUUCAGAACAGAUGUCGGGCGACUUUAUGCUCAUCCUUGUGACAAAAACUUUGGUAAUUAAAA